Molecule: messenger RNA, 3250 nt
Organism: Nezara viridula (southern green stink bug)
Lineage: Eukaryota; Metazoa; Arthropoda; Insecta; Hemiptera; Pentatomidae
Source: the annotation of a GenBank genome assembly
GAAAGAUGUAUCACAUAGAAUAACCUAAUUUUCCAAAAGUAGCAUUGUAAUUAUUGCUAUGCUUGCUGAACUGCGUUAGCUGCUCAACAAUCAGAGCUAACAAGUCAUUCGUAUAGGCAAGAUGGCAGAAGGGCAAGAUUCUAAGAAGAAAAUUAAUAUUACAGUUAAAACUACGAAAGAUAAGAAAACUUUGGAAGUUGAAGAGGAUACCUCUAUUAAAGAUUUCAAGGAAGUGAUAUCCAAAGAGUUCAAUGCUGAAAUUCCGCAGAUAUGUUUAAUAUUUGCAGGGAAAAUUAUGAAAGACAACGAAACCCUAGCACAACAUAAUGUCAAAGAUGGUGUGGUAGUUCAUUUAGUUAUUAGGUCCAGUAAUCAAGCCCCGAACAAUCAAACUGCCUCUCAGCAACGACCACAACAACAGAGCGCAACUUCGGCACCAGCUGGAGGAUUCAAUAACAUGAUGGGUGGUAUGCCAGGCUUUGCCGGUUUAGGAAAUUUGAAUCUAAUGGAACUCCAACAGCGAAUGCAAAGGGAAGUGAUGGCUAACCCAGAGACGUUGAGGCAAAUAAUGUCAAAUCCUUUUGUACAGACGUUGAUGUCAGAUCCAAACAACAUGAGAUCAUUAUUUAUGUCAAAUCCACAGAUGCAAGAGUUAAUGGAGAGGAAUCCAGAAAUAAAUCACAUGUUAAAUAAUCCUGAGUUGUUACGCCAAACUAUGGAAUUGGCUAGAAAUCCAUCAAUGCUCCAAGAAUUAAUGAGAACCCAAGACAGAGCAAUGUCCAAUUUAGAAUCAAUACCUGGUGGAUAUAGUGCUUUACAUAGAAUGUAUAGAGAUAUUCAGGAACCAAUGUUGAAUGCAGCUUCUGAGCAGUUUGGAGUAAACCCUUUUUCCAAUCUUGUUUCUGGUUCUGCAGGGGGAGCAGAUGCUGCUAAUAAUCCACAACAAGGUCAGGAAAAUGUCGAACCUCUCCCUAACCCUUGGUCUGCGAACAGUGCUGCUCCUAAUCCUGCUGGGUCUGGAACAACCAAUGCAGGAGGUACUACUGGAGGCGGCGGCGGUGGUAUUACACCAACACCGAUGGGGGGGAAUCUUUUCUCCUCCGCUGGCAUGCAGCAUUUGAUCCAACAAAUGUCUGAGAAUCCACAAUUGCUGCAGGGCCUCAUGUCUGCCCCCUACAUGCAAACAAUGUUACAGGCCAUGGCCACGGAUCCGAACCUUGCCAAUAAUGUUAUUGCGUCAAAUCCUCUUUUUGCUAAUAAUCCCAUGCUUCAAUCUCAAAUGAGAGAAAUGAUGCCGACACUUAUGAAUCAGCUUCAGAAUCCAGAAAUGCAAAAUUUGCUUAGCAAUCCUCAGGCGUUAACAGCAAUACAGCAGAUACAACAAGGCUUAGAAACGCUACGGACUGCUGCUCCUGGUUUAGCAAACACUAUGGGCUUUGGAUUGGGCGGAGUGCCAGGAAUGGAUCCCGCAGGCGGGGCCAGACCUUCGGCAGGUAUCGGAACUAAUCCUGCUGCAUCUCCUACCGCAGGAGCUAAUAUUCAGUCGCCACAACCUGGGCAACAACAGCAGACUGAUUACCUUGCACAGCUUAUGUCUAGGAUGAUGGGCAGUAUGUCUAGUAAUACCAAUCCAAGCCAACCUCCUGAAGAGAGGUAUCGUUCCCAACUAGAACAGCUUUCGGCCAUGGGUUUCGCCAAUAGAGAAGCAAAUAUUCAAGCACUGAUAGCAACUUUUGGGGACGUCAACGCUGCGGUGGAAAGGCUACUAGGCAACGGACAGCUGACACCCCAGAGCUAACCUUAACCCAGCAAAAAUUGGAGUUUCACAUAAUAUCUGCUCCCUCUUGCAGGCACCCCCAACUCUGUAUUAUGGUAAAUACACUCAUUACGAAAAUUUUGUUUCUUUUCAGUUUAAAUUCCUCCCAUAAUACCACGGUUUUUUUUCUUUUUUUUCCAUUUUAUAUUAUUGACCAGUUAAUAUCAUUCUGUUUUAUGGUUUAGUUGUGGGUGUUUUAUCAUAGUGAAAUGUUUAUGUCCAUCUUUCUUUUAAUUUUGUAUAAAUUAUUACUUAAUAUACAUCAUUUUAAAAGAAAAGUUGUUAUUAAAUUAUCUGCAGUAUGUUUUAAAAUUACCUUAUAUUGAAUUGUUGGCAUUAUGUUUAUGAAUUUGUCAUUAUCAUAUUUUUAUUUUGUAGUUAAAUUGUUUGUUUGUUUUUUUUAACAUCCUUAUAUAAUUGUCAAAUAUGAUACAGAAUGAGAUACAAAGAGCCAUCUAGUUAUUUGUUUUUAUAUUAAUUGUACAUAGAAACUACUUCUGUGCUGCUGAUAGAAUUAGACAAGACAGAACAUUGUUCAAAGUAACUAGUUACAUCUGGUGGUUAUUAGUCCAAUUGUAGGUAAUGAAAUUGAAAAUUUAGGAAUUGUUUUAAAUAUAACUGGUUUCUAGUUGAACUGUUAAUAUUUUUAUUUGAGCAAAAAGUAUUCCAUAGUCAUUUAAUAACAUACGAAAACAUGAACUCUGACUAUAAGCUUACGGAGAAGGUUGUAAUAUUGAUCUUAAUGGCUGCAAGAUUUAUUUCGUUCAGAAAUUUUAUAUUACAUAAUUAUAUAUUAAUCUGAAUUUUUAAAACAUUGUCCUUAAUAUUUAAAAAUUAAAUAUCUAUUUAUAUCUUCUCUUUUUUUUAAUGUAUGAAUGUUUAAUAAAUUUGUAGUCUUGUAUGGAUGCACAUUAUUUAUUACUGUAGCUAGUAUGCAAAAUUUUGUUUGAAUAUUGCGAUUCCAAUUUUUAGUUUGGUGUAAUCUAUUUAGAUUCCUUAUGGUAACAAGCAUAUUUGAUUUUUCAAGUUUUGACAUUUUUAUCACCAGAUUUUUCUUCCCUCUUACUGCUUUUAUCCUGGGAAAUCCACUUGAUUUUUCCAUCUUAAUAUUUAGCUAUAAAAAAUUAUUUUGAUGAUAGUGUAUUGAUAAAACAGUAAAUGUUAUGGUGUGUAAAGAGUUUAUCAAGAACAAUUUUACUGUUGAUGUAAUAUGUUCUUUUAGUGUAAUUUAGUUGCCUCAUUUUGAUGUACAUAAAUAUAUAUAUUAUAUUGUUUUGGUGUAAUAAAAUACUUGAAAAUGUACAUAUUUUUUUUUUGUAAUGAUAUCCUCUUGUAAAAUUAUUUAUACAAAUUAUGGAACAAGUAAAAUUAAAACUCUAUUUGUUUUUACAAGUAUGAACUACUUGGUUGUAUGAAUUUCAUUUCAUACCUAAU